AUGGGAGAUCACCUGGAGCUUGUCUUAGGAGUGGUGCUCAUGGUCAGUCCGGUGCUUGGAAUUUCUCCCUGCUCCUCCGACGGUCGGAUCGCCUUAUAUCGUUUCUGCAACCUCACCCAGGUGCCCAACGUCCCCAACACCACCGAGAACCUCCUGCUAAGCUUCAACUAUAUCAAGACCGUGGCAGCCUCCUCCUUUCCCUUCCUAGAACAGCUACACCUGCUGGAGCUCGGGAGUCAGUUCACCUCCCUCACUAUUCACGAAGAAGCCUUCAGAAACCUGCCUAAUCUUCAAGUCUUGGACUUGGGCAAGAGUCAGCUGGACUUCCUGCACCCAGAUGCUUUUCAGGGGCUGCCUCAUCUGUUCGAACUUAGACUCUUUGGCUGCGGUCUCUCCGAUGCUGUGUUAAAAGAUGGUUAUUUCAGAAACUUAGAGUCUUUAUCUCGCCUGGACCUAUCCAUGAAUCGUAUUCAUAACCUUUCCCUUCAUCCUUCGUUCCGGGAAUUAAAUUCCUUGAAGUCCAUUGACUUUUUCCUCAAUCAAGUGCCCGUUGUGUGUGAGCAUGACCUCCAGCCCCUCCAGGGGAAAACUCUCAGCUCCUUGAGACUUGCUUCUAAUCACCUAUACAGCAGGGUGUCAGUGGACUGGGGGAGGUGUAUGAACCCAUUCAGAAACAUGGUGCUGGAGACCUUAGAUGUCUCGAACAAUGGCUGGACCGUGGACAUCACAGGUAACUUCAGCAAUGCCAUUCGUGGCAGUCAGGUUUCCAAUCUGGUUCUUGCCCAUCACACUAUGGGGGCUGGAUUUGGCUUCCAUAACAUCAAAGAGCCCAACCAGAACACAUUCGCCGGCUUGGCCAGCAGCUCAGUGAGACGUCUGGACCUUUCGCACGGAUUUAUCUUCUCCCUGUACUCCCGACUCUUUGAGACCCUCACAGAGUUGAAGCUUCUGAACAUUGCCCAUAACAAGAUAAACAAGAUUGCAGAGGAGGCAUUUUAUGGGCUCAACAACCUCCAAGUUCUUAAUAUGUCAUAUAACCUUCUUGGGGAACUAUACAAUUCUAACUUCCGUGGACUACCUAAUGUCACCUACAUCGAUCUGCAAAAGAAUCACAUUGGGAUCAUUCAGGACAAUACAUUCACAAUCCUGAAAAGAUUACAGACCUUAGACCUCCGGGAUAAUGCUCUGAACACGAUUUAUUUUAUCCCAAACAUAUCUACUAUCUUCUUGGGUGGCAAUAAACUGGUGACUUUGCCAGGCAUCAAACUCACAGCCAACUUUAUCCAAUUAUCAGAGAACAAGCUGGAAAGUCUGGAUGAUCUCUACUUCCUUCUCCAGUUCCCUCACCUUCAGAUCCUCAUUUUAAAUCAAAAUCGUCUGUCCUCUUGUACCCAAAAUCAUGCCCCUGUGGAGAGUCUCAGCUUAGAACAGCUUUUCCUUGGAGAAAAUAUGUUGCAACUUGCCUGGGAGACGGGGUCCUGCUGGGAUAUUUUCAAGGGGCUUUCCCGCCUCCAGGUCCUGUACUUGAAUAAUAACUACCUGAAUUUCCUUCCACCAGGAGUAUUUAGCUCUCUGGUUGCAUUAAGGGUACUCAGUCUCAACUCCAACAAGCUGACAGUUCUUUCUCCUGGCGAUUUACCUCCUAAUUUAGAGAGGCUGGAUGUGUCUAGAAACCAGCUCCUAUCUCCGGAUCCUAAGAUAUUUGCAUCACUUAGCUUCGUGGACAUAACUCACAACAAGUUCAUCUGCGAGUGCGAACUUAGUACCUUUAUCAGGUGGCUCAACCAAACCAAUGUCACCAUAUUUGGGUCUCAUGCGGACAUAUAUUGCAUGUACCCUGACUCACUCGCUGGGACUUCCCUCUACUCUCUGUCCACAGAGGGUUGUGAUGAAGAGCAAAGCUUACAGUCCCUAAAGUUCUCAUUUUUCAUCUUAUUCACUAUCAUGUUGAUUCUAUUCCUCAUGACCGUCCUCAUAGUCACAAAGUGCCAGGGGGCUUGUUUCCUCUGUUACAAGACAGCCCAGAGACUGGUGUGCAAAGACCAAACCGAGACGAGAGAAUCUGACACAUACAAAUAUGAUGCCUACUUGUGCUUCAGCGGCAAAGACUUUGAGUGGGUGCAGAAUGCUUUGCUGAAGCCCCUGGACACUCAGUACAGCAACCAAAACAGACUGAAACUGUGCUUUGAAGAAAGAGACUUUAUGCCGGGAGAAAACCGCAUCUCCAACAUCCACGAUGCCGUGUGGAGCAGCAGGAAGACAGUCUGCCUUGUGAGCAGACACUUCCUCAGAGACGGCUGGUGCCUGGAAGCCUUCAGUUACGCCCAGAGCAGGGGCCUCGCUGCCCUCGACAGAGCGCUCAUCAUGGUGGUGGUCGGGUCCUUGCCCCAGUACCAGCUGAUGAAACAUGAGUCCAUCAGAGGAUUUGUACAGAAGCAGCAGUACCUCAGGUGGCCUGAGGAUCUCCAGCAUGUUGACUGGUUUCUUCAUAAACUCUCUCAACACAUACUAAAAAAAGGAAAGGAAAAGAAGAAAGACAAUAUUCCGUUGCAAUUUAUAGCAACCAGCUAACUUCCUCAAAGGGGU
Pteronotus mesoamericanus is the source of this 2586-nucleotide messenger RNA. RefSeq names its product toll like receptor 5 (gene TLR5). Gene Ontology annotation, biological process: toll-like receptor signaling pathway; immune response; inflammatory response. Gene Ontology annotation, molecular function: protein binding; transmembrane signaling receptor activity. Gene Ontology annotation, cellular component: plasma membrane. Bases 1 to 2571 code for a protein of 856 amino acids. The record is from RefSeq and is a predicted model, not a curated record. The transcript has a single exon. Lineage: Eukaryota; Metazoa; Chordata; Mammalia; Chiroptera; Mormoopidae.